GGCGCCAGAACCAACAGCUGUGCCUACCCAACUGUUACCAGAGAACUGGCAGUUAUAACAAAAACUCUUUUAGAGGCAAGCUUGAGUAACGCUUCUGUAUCAGUUUAUAAAAGACCUUGGAAGUUAUUUACAGAUUGGUCGGCUUCUUAUUUAGGUGAUAUGCCUAUUAAUUUGCCUCUUCAACCGGCCAUACUGGCCCUUUUUAUCGCGCAUCUAUACUCUAGGAGUUAUUCUUGUUCGUCAGUAACCACUUACAUUUCUGCUAUUAGUUACGUUCAUAAACUUGCUGGUGUCGCUGAUCCUACUGAGACGCCACUUAUUAUACAAAUUUUAAAGGGUUAUCGGAAACUAACUCCCGUCAAUGAUGUCAGGUUACCUAUUACUUUACCAGUAUUACGGAACUUAAUUAGAGCUUUCGAGCAUUCCCUUUCGUCACAUUACCAGUCUCGUCUCAUGUCUGCCAUGUGUGCUUUGGCAUUUUUCGCUUUUCUCCGCAUUGGGGAG
Molecule: messenger RNA, 504 nt
Organism: Porites lobata
Lineage: Eukaryota; Metazoa; Cnidaria; Anthozoa; Scleractinia; Poritidae
Source: the annotation of a GenBank genome assembly